This is a messenger RNA of Dendrobium catenatum, 2228 nucleotides long. RefSeq names its product scarecrow-like protein 3. Gene Ontology annotation, cellular component: nucleus. The transcript is spliced from 2 exons. The record is from RefSeq and is a predicted model, not a curated record. Gene Ontology annotation, biological process: regulation of DNA-templated transcription. Gene Ontology annotation, molecular function: sequence-specific DNA binding; DNA-binding transcription factor activity. Lineage: Eukaryota; Viridiplantae; Streptophyta; Magnoliopsida; Asparagales; Orchidaceae. The coding region runs from base 777 to 2054 and encodes 425 amino acids.
CGCAAGCAGACACAGCCAAUCGAUGCAGACAAAGCCUUCGCUUUUGUCGCCUAACCCACCUCAAAAACCUCGGCUGCUUCUGCUAUUUUUUAGGGGGAGGAAGCUCGGAGGGAAGGCUCAAAUUUAAUUAAAAAUGAAAGGAUUUGUGGCUAAAAAGUCUUAACCGAGAUGCCAAAGAAACCAAAGCAGAAGAAAGAAGACUGUUUAAAGGAGGUGUGAAUGUAGAGAGAGAUUAUUUGACUGGAAUAUGAGCAGAAGAACAUGUGUGCGAAAUAGUCGUUCAGAGUAAAAAUUUGUUAGAAAAUAGAUAAAUAAUAGAUUGGGCAGGAAACGGACAAAAGCCAACUUAAGAGCCAAAGAAGCCAACAAAAAAUGCAUUGAGGAGAUCGAAUUAUAAAGAAUCUGACUAAUUAUUGUUGUACAAGACCGAUAAGAGAUCCAAAGGACGGCAAUAAGCAGAGGCGAAGAGACCGAUCUUUGCAGUCUGCUCUGCUUCUGGAGGGGAAGAGGCAGAGAAGGUCAAGAGAGAGGGAGAGAGAAUUUGAAGAAAGGAAGAAUCGAGGAGGAGCAGAGGAUUUCAAAGAGUUUAGCAUCGCUUGAUUUGUUCAAGGGAUGAUAGCCAAAGUGUUCUAUUUUCUUUCGGCUGCAACCUCUACUUGCAAAAAGCUAACUUUCGGGCGUUCUCACCUCCAUCUCUUCUCUCGUCUAUUAUAAACCAAAGCAUUUUUUCUUCUUUUCCAGCCAAGCUAAAAGAAAAAAAAGCUGUCUUUUGGGUCAUGGCCGGAAUAGCCGACGAGUUAUCUUCUUCGGUCACUUCUUCCCCUUUAGCAAGCUUCAUGUCAAUCUCCCCGACUUCCCUGGGCUCCCCCUACGCUCCAUGGCUACGUGAUCUCAAAUCCGACGAGCGAGGUCUCUUCCUCAUCCACCUCCUCCUCAACUGCGCCACCCAUGUCGCUGCCGGAAAUAUCGACCAAGCCAACGCCUUUCUCGAACAAAUAUCAUUCCUUUCCUCCCCCGACGGCGAUACCAUGCAGCGCAUCGCCUCUUACUUCACCGAAGCACUCGCCCGCCGUCUCCUCCGCUCCUGGCCUGGCCUCUACCGCGCCCUCAACCCUGACCUCCCUGAAUCCUCCUCCGCUUCCACUUUCCACGCCUGCCGACUCUUUCAUGACCUCUUCCCCUUCCUCCGCCUCUCCUUCCUCGUCUCUAACCAAGCUAUUUUAGAAGCCAUGGAAGGCGAGAAAGUAGUUCACGUCGUCGACCUCGGUGGCUCUGAUCCAAGCCAAUGGAUCGCUCUGCUUCAAUCGCUCGCUGCAAGGCAAGAAGGCCCGCCACACCUACGUAUCACCGCCGUCGGCGAGAGCAGGGAUUUCCUUACCCACAUGGCUUCUAUCCUCUCAAAUGAAGCUGAGAAACUCGACAUACCGUUUCAAUUCCACGCCGUUAUUUCCCGGCUCGAUACACUCAACGUCGAAAGCCUCCGCGUGAAGACCGGCGAGGCGCUGGCGAUCACCUCCCUCCUCCAGCUCCACCCCCUCCUCGCCCCCAACGACGACGCCGCAGCACCAAGGAAGCACUUUUCCACCAAAAUAGAAAGCUUUCUUACCUCGUUGUGGGGGCUUUCCCCCAAAAUCAUGGUGGUGACUGAACAGGAAUCGAACCAUAAUGGUUCAACUUUAAAAGAAAGGUUCAUGGAGGCAUUGUACUUCUACGCGGCCAUGUUCGAUUGCUUGGAGUCGACUGUGCCAAGGCAGUCAGCGGAGCGAGCGAGGGUGGAAAAGAUGCUAUUUGGGGAGGAGAUUAAGAACAUCAUAGCUUGUGAAGGGUUGGAGAGGAAGGAGAGACAUGAGAAGCUCGAGAGGUGGAUGCAGAGGCUGGAAAUGGCUGGAUUUUGGAGAGUGGGUUUGAGUUACCAUGGACUGAUGCAAGCGAGGCGACUGCUUCUGGGAUUCGGUUCUGAUGGGUAUCAAGUGAAGGAGCAAAAUGGAAGCUUUUUCUUUUGUUGGCAGGAAAGGGCUUUGUUUUCUGUUUCUGCUUGGAGAUUCAGGAGGUGAUUAGAUUUGAAUUUUUGUUGAUCACUGGUUCUGAUGAUAUAGAUCAUGUUGUUGAUGAUGAUGAAUAUUUUUCUUGGUAUUAUCUGUUGACCAAUGUAUCACUAAACAAACAUCGUCGUGUAAAGAUUCAUACUUUUCAUGUGAUAUAUAUUGCAGUAUUGUGGAAGCUGGAUA